Messenger RNA from Miscanthus lutarioriparius, 561 nucleotides. The record is from the annotation of a GenBank genome assembly. Lineage: Eukaryota; Viridiplantae; Streptophyta; Magnoliopsida; Poales; Poaceae.
AUGGCCUUCGACGCCGUUGUGGCCACCUUCGAGGCUGGCUUGCUUUCCUUGCUGAACCACUACUUCCUGCUCGCCGGCCGCAUCGCCACCAACCCGAGCUCCGGCCUCCCCGAGGUUCACUGCAGCAACCAAGGCGCGGAGCUCGUGGUCGGGGAAACCGGUGGCGUGGCGCUGGCGAGCCUGAACUACGCCGAGAUGAGCGCGUCCUUGAGGAGGAUCAGCUGCCGUACGGCGAGGACGUGGAGCUGUCUGUUCAGGGGCGUGGACGACGUUGCGCGGGCGCCGCUGUCGGAUGUGGCUGCUGCCAUGGUGAGCGAGACGAUCACAGCGCCGGCGUACAACGAGCACUUCCAGGAGCUGGUGGACUGGGUGGAGGAGCACAAGACCGAGCGGUACGUCGAGGCCGCGUGCAUCGGGGUGGGCAGCCCGACAAUGACCGUGACCUCGUUCGCCACCGACGGACUUCGGCUUCGGCCCCGCCGCUAUGGCGCUGCCAACAAGCGCGUCGACGGCGAGGUUGUGCUCUGGUUUCAUGCAGAUCGCCGCAUGACCCGGGGAUGA